Messenger RNA from Hibiscus syriacus, 833 nucleotides. RefSeq names its product histone deacetylase complex subunit SAP18-like. The transcript is spliced from 6 exons. Gene Ontology annotation, cellular component: nucleus. The record is from RefSeq and is a predicted model, not a curated record. The coding region runs from base 107 to 592 and encodes 161 amino acids. Lineage: Eukaryota; Viridiplantae; Streptophyta; Magnoliopsida; Malvales; Malvaceae. Gene Ontology annotation, biological process: negative regulation of DNA-templated transcription. Gene Ontology annotation, molecular function: transcription factor binding; transcription corepressor activity.
UCGAGGUCAAGGGACCUUUAAGCGCGGCUGUGCUUUUUCGAAGCUGGAACUGGGAAGAACAAACUGCGAAUAGAAACUUCUGGAUAGAUAGAGAGAGGGGAGAAAGAUGGCGGGAGCAGCAGAGGUACAAAAGCGGCCGGGCGGGAGACCAUUCCCACCAUCGGCGAGAGGUCCGCCUCCGCCCCCUCGCCCUCGCUUUGAGCCUGUUGAUCGCGAAAAGACUUGUCCUCUCUUGCUUCGAGUUUUCACUAAGAUUGGUGGUCAUCAUUCUAAAGAAGAUUUUGCGGUGAGAGGCAAGGAGCCCAAGGAUGAGGUUCAGAUUUAUACUUGGAAAGAUGCUACACUUCGCGAGUUGACUGAUCUGGUGAAGGAGGUAGCUCCUGCAGCAAGGAGAAGAGAUGCAAGACUGUCCUUUGCAUUUGUAUAUCCUGACAAGAAUGGCCGUUUUGUGGUGAGAGAGGUGGGUAAGACCUUUUCUUAUGGCAAUGGGAGGCGAUUAGAUGACAGCAAAACUUUAAAUGAACUUAGAUUCGAGAUUGGAGAUUACUUAGACGUGGCUAUAAUGUCAGCCGAGCUCUCUAAUCUCCGAUAAGUGACAUGGGAAUGGGAAUGGGAAGUGGUGCAGUGCCAUUACCCCCAUUAAUUUAUCCUACUAUGUUAGGAAAUCAUCAAGAAGAUGCUAGUACUGUAUGAUUCGAGUUCGUAAAAUGUUGGAAAAAGGAGUGGUGCUUGUAUGGAACCCGUUCAUGUUAUGUCCUUUGUAAAAUUUUAGUAUUGUUGCUUCAGAUUUUUGGGUAGCUUUUUAAAACCUUUAUGGCAGUAUGGAAAUGUCA